Molecule: messenger RNA, 1386 nt
Organism: Etheostoma cragini (Arkansas darter)
Lineage: Eukaryota; Metazoa; Chordata; Actinopteri; Perciformes; Percidae
Product: phospholipid phosphatase-related protein type 3-like
Exons: 5
Coding region: 1-1386 (461 amino acids)
Biological process (GO): signal transduction; phospholipid metabolic process; phospholipid dephosphorylation
Molecular function (GO): phosphatidate phosphatase activity
Source: RefSeq, a predicted model, not a curated record
AUGACGUCACUAGAACACAUCUACCGGAGGUGUGACUAUGUGACGUCACUAGAACACAUCUACCGGAGGUGUGACUACGUCACGUCACUAGAACAGACCUACCGGAGGUGUGACUACGUCACGUCACUAGAACACAUCUACCGGAGGUGUGUCUACGUGACGUCACUAGAACACAUCUACCGGAGGUGUGACUACGUGACAUCACUAGAACACAUCUACCGGAGGUGUGACUACGUGACAUCACUAGAACACAUCUACCGGAGGUGUGACUACGUCACGUCACUAGAACAGAUCUACCAGAGGUGUGACUACGUCACGUCACUAGAACAGAUCUACCGGAGGAAAACGUUCCCUUCCCAGCAUGCAACUCUGUCGGCCUUCGCUGCUGUUUAUGUUUCUAUGUACUUUAACUCGAGCAUCUCCGACAGCACCAAGCUGCUGAAGCCGCUGCUGGUCUUUGUCUUUGCCAUCGCCGCGGCGAUGAGCGGCUUGACGCAGAUCACGCAGCACCGCAGCCAUCCCAUCGACGUCUACGCAGGCUUCAUCAUUGGAGCCUUCAUCGCCGCAUACCUGGCGUUUCACGCUGUCGGUAACUUCAGGUCCUCUGAUGACAUCACUGCGCCGCGGCCCCCCCCGCCCCCGAAGGAGGACGCUCUGCGGGCGCUGACGGAGCGGGGACACGAGUCCGUCUACAACAAAGGCACGGCCUCCGCCUCCGAGAGCAACGACGAGAUCGGCGCUGCUCCGGCGCCGCUGCUGGACCGUCUUGAAGCCCUGGGGGGGCCCAUGGGGGGGGCUCUGGGCGGAGCUCUGCAGAGGGAGACGGGCUCCAUGGAGACCCUGAAGAGAGCCAGCGUGGAUGUGGAGCUGCUCGCACCUCGCAGCCCGAUGGGGAAGGAGACCAUGCUGACCUUCAGCAACACGCUGCCCCGAGCCGGCGCCAACGGGAACGGGGUGCUGGGGUCCAGCCCGGCGCCGGAGGACCCACGGGUGCAGCCAGUGCAGCGGCGUCUGAAGGCGGUGCAGGGCCCCGUGGACCCGCUGCGCUCGCAGCAGCUGGUGUCGGAGUGGAAGCAGAAGUCGAUGGAGAUGCGCGCCGUGCAUGGCGAGGCGGAGCGAGACGCCAGCGAGGAUGGCUCCGUGGGGGCAGACGAUGUCUUCCAUCCCGCCGUGCAUUCUGGGAGGUUGGCCUCUGCUCGCAACCCCACUCCGCCCCCGUGCGGGCCCAAAGCUGUGGCCCCCCCCCGCCCGCCACAGGUCCCCGAGGCCGGGCCCCCGCCCGUGUCCCCAAAAAGCGCCGUGACCCGCGCCAAGUGGCUCGCCAUUCGGGAGAAGGCGAGCGGCGAGGGGACACCCAGACUCAUGCAGGUAGGGAGUAGAGGCUGA